UCAAAAUGAAUGAACAUCCUAAAAAGAGGAAAAGGAAGACUCUGCAUCCUUCUCGAUAUUCAGAUUCUUCAGGUGCAAGCAAAUACAUAGACAACAGUGGAAUUUUUUCUGACCACUGCUACAGUGUCUGUUCUAUGAAACAGCCAGAUAUAAAGUUUACUGAAAGCAGAGGUAGAUUCCACAGUCCUGUGCAGAGCCUAGACACAGAUGAUGAUGGGAGUCCCGUGCACGCUGGGACUUCUCAGUGGAGUGGGUCACAUUCAAACGCUGUGGGGUUGCACUGUACAGACCCUAAGAAGAAGGAUAAAGAUAAAGGCACUAAUAAUGGAAUGUGCAGAGACUUAUGCGAUUCACCUAUAUUCAGUGACAGCCCUACAGAAGAAGAGAAGCCUCUAGAUAUUCAAACUGUAGAAAUUUCUACAACAGAAGUGAAUGCUGUAGAAGUUCACGAUAUAGAAACACAAACUGUGUCACCUGAGAAGCUGGAAGCUGAGGACUUGGAGGAAAUCCCUCUGGAAACCUGCAAAAUCUUUGAGAAGAACCAGGCUUUGAAUAUCACGGCUCAACAGAAAUGGCCUUUACUGAGAGCCAACAGCAGUGGCUUGUACAAGUGUGAGCUCUGUGACUUUAAUAGCAAGUACUUUUCUGAUUUAAAGCAGCACAUGAUCCUGAAGCAUAAGACAUGCACAGACACUCAUGUCUGUAAAGUUUGUAAAGAAAGCUUCUCCAGCAAAGUGCAGCUCAUUGAACAUGUAAAACUACACGAGGAGGACCCGUACAUCUGUAAAUAUUGCGAUUACAAAACAGUGAUAUUUGAGAAUCUGAGUCAGCAUAUAGCAGACACUCACUUCAAUGACCACCUUUAUUGGUGCGAGCAGUGCGACGUGCAGUUCUCCUCGAGCAGUGAGUUGUACCUGCACUUCCAGGAACACAGCUGUGACGAGCAGUAUUUGUGUCAGUUCUGUGAGCAUGAAACAAAUGAUCCAGAAGAUCUGCAUAGCCAUGUGGUGAACGAACACGCGUGCCGACUGAUAGAGUUAAGCGACAGCUAUAAUAACAAGGAGCGUGGACAGUACAGUCUCAUAAACAAAAUCAGUUUUGACAAAUGCAAAAACUUCUUUGUGUGCCAAGUGUGCGGCUUUCGGAGCAGGCUGCAUACAAAUGUCAACAGGCACGUAGCUAUUGAACACACCAAAAUAUUCCCUCAUGUUUGCGAUGACUGUGGGAAGGGCUUUUCAGGUAUGUUGGAAUAUUGCAAGCAUUUAAGCUCUCAUUUAUCUGAAGGGAUUUAUUUGUGUCAAUACUGUGAAUAUUCAACAGGACAGAUUGAAGACCUUAAAACUCAUUUGGAUUUCAGGCAUUCAGCAGACUUGCCUCAUAAAUGUACCGAUUGUUUAAUGCGGUUUGGAAAUGAAAAAGAUCUUUUAAGUCAUCUUCAGAUACAUGAGACAGCUUGAUGACUUUCCCUGUAAUCAGUUUGUGAGAAUUGAAAUUAAUUUCUAGUCACUGAAAUGUGAUAUUAAAUACAAUUUUAAUAGCAA
This is a messenger RNA of Tauraco erythrolophus (red-crested turaco), 1541 nucleotides long. RefSeq names its product zinc finger protein 639 (gene ZNF639). Gene Ontology annotation, molecular function: RNA polymerase II cis-regulatory region sequence-specific DNA binding; DNA-binding transcription factor activity, RNA polymerase II-specific. Lineage: Eukaryota; Metazoa; Chordata; Aves; Musophagiformes; Musophagidae. The record is from RefSeq and is a predicted model, not a curated record. Gene Ontology annotation, biological process: regulation of DNA-templated transcription.